AUGCCUCUGAAGAAAGACUCCUUCCCUGCCUCCGCGGCUUUUGACGCGAUCAAUGAGGCGCUGCAGUCCGACGCCGCCGAGCGCAAGGAUGCCGUCAACAAGGCCAAGGCGAUCGUCACAUUCAACCUCAAGAACGAAAAGGGCGAGGAGGCCAGCUGGUACCUUGACCUGAAGAAUAAGGGCGAGGUGGGCCAAGGCGCCGCCCCCGCUGGCGGCAAGGCUGAUGUCACUCUCACUCUGUCCGACAAGGAUUUCGAGUCCCUGGUGACAGGCAAGGCCAAUGCUCAGCGUUUGUUCAUGGGCGGCAAGCUCAAGAUCAAGGGUAACAUCAUGAAGGCUACCAAGAUGGAGCCUAUUCUGAAGAAGGCCCAGGGCAAGGCCAAGCUGUAA
Molecule: messenger RNA, 390 nt
Organism: Penicillium diatomitis
Lineage: Eukaryota; Fungi; Ascomycota; Eurotiomycetes; Eurotiales; Aspergillaceae
Product: SCP2 sterol-binding domain-containing protein
Exons: 3
Coding region: 1-390 (129 amino acids)
Cellular component (GO): cytosol
Source: RefSeq, a predicted model, not a curated record